Chlamydomonas reinhardtii is the source of this 907-nucleotide messenger RNA. RefSeq lists its product as uncharacterized. The transcript has 2 exons. NCBI's taxonomy places the organism in Eukaryota, Viridiplantae, Chlorophyta, Chlorophyceae, Chlamydomonadales, Chlamydomonadaceae. Bases 187 to 447 code for a protein of 86 amino acids. The record is from RefSeq and is a predicted model, not a curated record.
GAUCAAAAAUUUCGUCCGCCAGAGGCCUUUUUGGGCAAAUUUCGUUCCGAACGAAGGAAGAUACGAGCGCUGGGGAUUUCCAUGGAUAAGAUCCCGCGUGUGACCGAAGUCUCAGAACAGGACCGCUGAUGGCACGGAGUGAUAGUCCUCGUCAAGAGGAGUCGAUUGGCACCACUUUGGUACAAAAUGGAGGGGUUUCAACCCCUAAACAACAAGGGGCGUGACGUCAACUCCGCAACCAACAUCCGGCACGCGCUGGUGGAGAUGCUGCUGGGGCACAAGCGACCUGCAUCGCUGCAGACUGGCGGCGGCGGCGGCAUCGGCGGCGGUGGCGGCGGCAGUAGCGGGGGCGCGUGCGCGCAUCUUGGUAGCGGAGGGGGCGGUAAAGGCCACGUGGAGGAGGAGAGUGCAGCGCCGCCCAAGAAGCGGCGCAAGCGCGCAGGCUGAGGAGCCGGCUGGUGUCUAGGUAGCGGUCCGCGGUGGGGCUGGCAGGGCAUGCGUAGCGGCAUGACAAGUAGUGCGGCUGUUGACAACUGUGCUGCGUCUGGCUGCGGUUGGCUCUGCUGUGGCAUCGCGACUGCUAGAUAGGCACCUGGUUUAGCUAUGUGCCUGUGGGAACCGACCCCGGCUAUGUCCGGGCGAUGAGGUUGUUCGGCCUCAGACUGUGGAGGGGCUCAGCCCCUUUUCCCGUGACCUGGGAACACUUGUCUUGUGCUGAGGAUUUGAUUCAUGGGCGGGGAGGAGGGAGCCCCACAGGAACACCCCUGUCCGUGCGUGGGUGGGCACCAAACUCAAUACUGCUGCAAACCGCGAGUGGCAUAGAUUACGGUAAUCAAGGGCACAUGCAGUGGCAUGUGAAUGCACCCCUGUGGUCUCCUGAACCCGUGCAUCCUACACCCCUACAUCC